AGGAUAACUUCUCACUUGGAGACCGACUGCAGGAGCCAACAAUCCGCUUGUGGCGAGGGCAGACCGAUCCUCGUCUCUAACUUCUUUCCCUCUGUCUUUCGGGGUCUUGGCGCAUAACCAUCGGGAGCUACCCUCGAACGCUGAAGCCUCAACAUCACGGCGCUCCGAGACUCGGUGGUAUCUUCCCGGGAACGAACGACUCAGUCCGAAAAUGGCGAAAAUUGGAGAGCCACUCCCCGGUCGCGAAGAAAUUGUCGUGAAUUUGAAGCCUCUGUAUCUUGACUUUGAUGGCACCCGGAUGGCGAAACUUUUCACGGUAAAGUGUUUCAGGGAGGCUGUCAACUAUAAACCUCGGCCCGACGACAUCUUUAUCGCAACAUUCCCGAAAUGUGGGACUACGUGGAUGUCCGAGAUAACCUAUCUGAUCUUCCACCACGGCAACUCCCCGAAUUCUCACCUUGACCGACUGCAAAGCACGCCUUUCAUCGAAAUGACGGGUGAAGCGGGUCCCCGGAACAUGGCUCGACCCGGAUGCAUCAAAACUCACCUCCCGCGGAAUUUGGUUCCGUACUCGGACGACGCCAAGUACAUUUAUGUCGUGAGGAAUCCGAAAGAUUGUGCGGUCUCUUACUUCCAUCACCAGAAGAAAACUUUCUCCGCAUACGAGUUCGAAGACGGGUCUUUCGAUGAGUUUUUCGAGUUAUUCUUGAAGGGAGAAACCGAAUACAACGACUAUUUCGCCCAUCUUUUGUCGUGGUACCCGCAGACCAAGAAGCCGAAUACAUUUUUGAUUCAUUACGAAGACUUGAAGAAAGAUCCCAGAUCUGAAAUAUUGAGGUUGGGAAAGUUCCUCGGAGAGGACUACUACAAGUCAAUGCUUGAGAGCAACCUCAUCGACAAAAUUGUUGUUGGUUGUCAUGUCGACACCAUGAAGAAACAUUACGAGAGAUUUGACAUUCCCAUAGAGGGAGUGCAAAAUGCGGGCGUGGCUAAUUUCGUCAAGAUGAACAUUAAGCAAAAAACGGAGGAGGGCACCAUCAGACUGCCCGGGUUCGUUCGACAAGGCAAAGUCAACGGUUGGAAGGACAUGUUCACGGCAGAAAUGAAUUCCAGGAUGGAGAGGAAAAUUUUCGAGACUCUGGAGCCUGUGUGUCCGGAAAUUGUGCAGAAGUGGAGAGAUCAUAACAUUUUAUCUUGAGCUGAAAUCGGAUGAGUCGGACCGCGGGGGCUACAAGCUCUACAUAUAUUCCGAGACCGAUAGUUCGAGAGCGUUUCGAGCAUUUGUACUCCUGUAGGCGAGGCAUGACUGCAUGGCGAUAUGUGGGCAUCAUGUCUAGAGCACA
Galendromus occidentalis (western predatory mite) is the source of this 1343-nucleotide messenger RNA. RefSeq names its product sulfotransferase 1 family member D1. The record is from RefSeq and is a predicted model, not a curated record. Lineage: Eukaryota; Metazoa; Arthropoda; Arachnida; Mesostigmata; Phytoseiidae. The coding region runs from base 212 to 1198 and encodes 328 amino acids. Gene Ontology annotation, molecular function: sulfotransferase activity. The transcript is spliced from 6 exons.